Molecule: messenger RNA, 891 nt
Organism: Camellia sinensis
Lineage: Eukaryota; Viridiplantae; Streptophyta; Magnoliopsida; Ericales; Theaceae
Source: RefSeq, a predicted model, not a curated record
AUGGCUGAAGUGGUGGGGACUCUUGAUCUUGCAUUGUUGUCACAACGUAAAGGACGAUCAGGGGGAAUAAUCGGAAAGGUUCUUCAGGGUAUUGCAACUGUGCCUAAAGGUAUGAAUCGUUGGUGGAGGGAGAGAAAGGAGAAUGGUUUUAAGAAUGGACCAUCAAAUGAUUCAUUUUGGGAAACACUUCCAGAUAGUGUCACCCAACAACUCCGUCGCUUCUCACUAGCUGAUAGUCGAGCAGCCACAAAUGAUUUCAGUGAGGAUCGUUUGAUCAGAGAAGGUGGGCUUUGCAAGGUGUACGAAGGGUAUUUGGAUGGGGAAACUGGUAUUGUUGCGCUCAAAAGGUUCGAGGAGUUGGAAUCAUUGCAUCUCUGGGAACAAGCUAGGGUUGAGAUUGAGGUACACUCCCUACUCGACAGUCACCCCCACAUAGUCUCUCUAAUUGGAUUCUACAAUGAGAAACCAGAGUUAAUCGGCGUGUAUGAUUACAUGACAAAUGGAUCCUUGGAAGAUCAUUUAUUCAACAUAAACAGCGAUCCACCUUUGUGGAAAGAGCGACUCAAGAUUUGCAUUGGUGUAGCAAGAGGACUACAACAUCUCCAUUCGAGUGUGAAGCAUAGAGUUAUCCACUGCAACGUAAUCCAACGACCCUCGAUGGAUGAUGUGGUAACGAGUCUCCAGUUAGCAUUGCAAUUGCAGGAAACUUGGGAGACUCGUAUCAAGAUUGGUGUUGAGUUAUCUAUGACCGAACCUAGUUCUUACAACAACGUCUUCUCUAUUGAUGAACGGAGAAACUUCUUCUCUAGUGAUCAUGUUCUAACUUUAAAUUCUGAUGUAGGAUGGAGUGGAUCAAUAUCUGACUCGGAUUUUGAUGAGUUAAUCCGUUAG